AUGUGGCGUCUCCGCGACCUCGCCGAAAUGAUGGCAACCUUCCACUGGAUUGAACCCGAAUCGACUCACAAUACUGCCGCCCUGGCCACUCAGGCGAGACUGCUGACUCCGCCCUUUAUCCUGCCCCAGGUCUGCGUCUCCUGCCUGGAUCGUGACAACCCGAGCGAGCGCAAUCCUCCACACGAGGAAAUGGUUUGGUCUCGAUGCCACACAGUGCUCCAAGAUUCGUACAAGAAUGGAUCACUCGCACAGCUAUUUCCUGGAGCAACUGGAGUGUGGAAUCUUCUCGGGACUCAUCUAAUGAAGUAUGCAUACGUUGUCAAAGACUUGGGCGAGGCUCGUGCGGGAGAGUCGUCGGUCAUUCCAGCUUCUUCAGGCGAAUUGAAGCUCUCUGAUGAUGUGAUCCGCAAUGGCAUGAAGGAUAUUCAGCCAGAUCCAGAGGAACAGCUUUACAACGAGGAAUAUGGCUGGACCCUUUCUUGA
Molecule: messenger RNA, 483 nt
Organism: Fonsecaea nubica
Lineage: Eukaryota; Fungi; Ascomycota; Eurotiomycetes; Chaetothyriales; Herpotrichiellaceae
Exons: 1
Coding region: 1-483 (160 amino acids)
Source: RefSeq, a predicted model, not a curated record